AUGCCGACAAAGCACAAACGCAAACGAGAAGACGACAAGUCCAAUUUCGACCUUCCACCAUCCUCAAAGGCCAAACCAUUACCAGUCAUUGCACCAACAAAAGAUUUCCUGACACCACGCAAAAGGCAGAAACUCAACGACGGCAAGAGCAACCGCAAGAAGAGCAGCAAAAAUGACUCCAAUGACAUGCCCAAAACAUUUGCGCGACUCAUGGCAUGGCACAAGGAGGGCAAAAAGAUAGGCGGUGGCCUCGACGACGGCAGCAAGCCAGCGAAGAAGUCAAAAAAGAAGCAGCAGAGUUCAGAGACAGCUACAGCAGAAACUGCCACUAAAAGCGAUCCUCCUUCCACAAACAGUACCAUACCCAAAAUCCAACCAGGCGAAACCCUAACCGAUUUCGCCAUCCGCGUCGACCAGUCCCUCCCACUAACCUCCCUCGCCAAAUCCAACAUCAACCCCAACACAUCGCUUCCAGCUGACUUACUCGCCAAAGAGAAGAAAUCUAAACACCUAACCAAGCACAAUAAACGCCUAGCUCGGAUGCAAGCCGAAUGGCGCAAUACGGAAGCGAAACUGAAUGCGAAAGAGGAAGAGGAAGCUGAGCAGAAUGAGGAGAAACUUGCGGAGGAGAAAUUGUUGUGGGAUGGUGUUAGGAUGACGGGGAAGAAAGGGAAGAAGCGGCUGGUUGAGGAUGAUGAUCCGUGGAAAGUGCUUGAGAAGAAGAGGAGGGAAGAAGAUGGGAGGAGAGAACGGGGGGCGGUGAUUGGGCUUACUGCGAAGGAUCAGGCUCAGGCGCCGCCUGUGUUGGGAGCGGUUAAGAAUAUCUUUAAGGAGCGUGCGGUGGCCGCUCCGGCAAGGACAAGCGAAUCAAGCGGGUUUGCUGAGAGGAAUGGGCUAUCUAGGCCGACUCGAAAAGGCGGCUAUUCGCAGGUGGCAGAACAAGCGAAGAGACAACAUAUACAGGGCGUGCUGAGGCGAGCACAGGACCACCGUCAUGGCAUACCUGUAUAG
Molecule: messenger RNA, 1011 nt
Organism: Lithohypha guttulata
Lineage: Eukaryota; Fungi; Ascomycota; Eurotiomycetes; Chaetothyriales; Trichomeriaceae
Exons: 1
Coding region: 1-1011 (336 amino acids)
Source: RefSeq, a predicted model, not a curated record